Arabidopsis lyrata subsp. lyrata is the source of this 633-nucleotide messenger RNA. RefSeq lists its product as uncharacterized. NCBI's taxonomy places the organism in Eukaryota, Viridiplantae, Streptophyta, Magnoliopsida, Brassicales, Brassicaceae. The transcript has a single exon. The coding region runs from base 194 to 424 and encodes 76 amino acids. The record is from RefSeq and is a predicted model, not a curated record.
CGGUCCCAAAGUGUGAACUACAUGUCCGCUUUCGUGUCAAGAACACAAUUAUUUGAGAAAACCAAUCAAACAUUACCAUGGUUUUGUAAGUCAAAAAAGACCAAACACCCCCUUCCUUUCAUUGUCUACAUAAAGCUCACAUGCGUCUCUCUCUCUCGCUCAUAAUUAGAUAUUAAGAUCAACAAGAAGAAGAAUGGCAAAAGCUAUGGAGGUUUGGGUGGGAGAGAUGAAGAAGAUGAGUGAGAAGAUAAACACUAGAAACCCAUUGAUGCAAAGGAACAAGACAUCCUCUGUUGUGUCCAAACAACAACAAGGAUCAGAAGAAGAAAGAGGACUUAAACAAAAGACAAGAGAGAAAGAUGAAGCUGCAACUAUGUCUGAGCUCACUGUUUGUCUUCUCAUGGACCGUUUUGUUCCUUGGUGAUCUUUCAAUACCCAACUACUUCUAGAUCAAUCUCCCUAUUUGGUGAUGUGUAUAUAUAUUUAGAACUACAUGUAUAUCUAUAUAUAGAUGUUGUUGCUGUUUGUGCAGAACAUGUUUUUAACUUUUUUUUGUGAAUCUAUGAAAGUAACGUAUGUGAUGAGAACAAUAUUUUAUUUCUUCAAAGUUCAAUCAAUAGUGUUCAAUUAUUA